Molecule: messenger RNA, 1077 nt
Organism: Chaetomium fimeti
Lineage: Eukaryota; Fungi; Ascomycota; Sordariomycetes; Sordariales; Chaetomiaceae
Product: kinase-like domain-containing protein
Exons: 2
Coding region: 110-988 (292 amino acids)
Biological process (GO): protein phosphorylation; intracellular signal transduction
Cellular component (GO): nucleus; cytoplasm
Molecular function (GO): ATP binding; protein serine/threonine kinase activity
Source: RefSeq, a predicted model, not a curated record
CCUUUUGGACGACUUCACUUUCGACGGGCCCAAUGGUCGUCACCUCUGUUUGGUCCAAGAUUUCGCCGCCUGUAGCAUCACGGUCGCCAAAGAAUGGUCUUCCAACAAUAUGUUCCCUGUCGAAACAGCCCGGUCCAUCGCCGCGCAGCUCAUUUUGAGACUCGCAUAUCUGCACUCUCGCGGGGUUUGUCAUGGAGAUCUGCACAUGCACAACUUUUUUAUCUACGGCUUAAACAUCGAUCAGCUUAGCCCUCACGAGAUAUACAGCCGCUACGCCCUCGACACAGCACCGGUGAAACGCGUCGAUGGGGCUGCUCCCGAGCCACAUGCCCCCCCUUAUGCAAUUUGGUCUCUGCCCAUCAAAACCCCGGCCGACAAGCUGGCAGACCCCGUUCUCAAAAUCUCCGACUACGGUACCUCGUUCGUCACCACUGACAAUCCCUUCCCCGAGCUCUGUACUCCCACCCUCUAUCGACCCCCCGAGGCUCUCUUCGAUGACCGCAUCAUGCCCUUAGCUGCCGACAUCUGGACAUUUGGCGUCAACCUUUACGAAGUCCUUGGGGAGCGACCACUUUUCGAAACCUUCACCUGGGACCGUGACGAUAUUCUCGCUGAUAUAAUCAGCACCCUAGGUCUGCCACCGCAGCGCUGGUGGGACACCUGGGCUAACCGCGGCGAACUUUUCGAACAAAACGGCGAGUGGAGGAAAGGCGGAAUCAGUCGCAUCUACGACCCGGUUUGGCGGCCUUUGAGCCAGCGUAUGUGGGAUAUGGGACGGGGUGAACAGCCAGAAGACUGUGAGUGGGAUGUUGAAGGCGGCGAGAUGAGGGAACUCGAGGUCCUAUUCAAGGGCGUGUUGGCGUGGGAGCCGGAGAAAAGAUGGACGGCGGUGGACUUGGUAAGCUCGGAGUACAUGGUCAAGUGGGCGUUGCCGGCUUGGGAGAGACAGAAGAGCAGGCAGUAUGGCGCGGUACCGGGCCCGGCGUAAUAAUCAUUUUUGACCGACAACUCGUGCAACAUCCUGACCGGCAACUCAACUCCAUCAAAUACCCCCGCACGCCCCGUCAGUGUGGAUGC